Peromyscus eremicus (cactus mouse) is the source of this 1869-nucleotide messenger RNA. Its product is annotated as low-density lipoprotein receptor-related protein 1B-like. Lineage: Eukaryota; Metazoa; Chordata; Mammalia; Rodentia; Cricetidae. The record is from RefSeq and is a predicted model, not a curated record. Gene Ontology annotation, molecular function: protein binding. The transcript is spliced from 11 exons. Bases 130 to 1869 code for a protein of 579 amino acids.
UACUUUAAAGCAAUUUAAAAUGCAGUCUUCAGUUGUAGUCUCUAUGAACAAUGAAUCUAAGUAAGUUUCAUAUAAGUUUCUAUCACUUCUUUUCUAGAUUUGCUGUCUAGGAUCGAUUUGGAUGAACUCAUGAAAAAGGACGAACCACCUCUUGAUUUUCCUGAUACACUGGAAGGCUUUGAAUAUGCUUUUAAUGAAAUUAAUCCUGAAGAAACAGUGCUUCAUAUAUGUAAACCUGAAGAAUUUCGCUGCAAAAACAAACACUGUAUCCAAGCUCGGUGGAAAUGUGAUGGGGACGAUGACUGCCUAGACGGGAGUGAUGAGGACUCUGUCACUUGCUUCAAUCAUAGCUGCCCUGAUGAUCAGUUUAAAUGCCAGAAUAAUCGUUGUAUCCCCAAGAGAUGGAUUUGUGAUGGAGCAAAUGAUUGUGGGAGCAAUGAAGACGAGUCCAACCAAACCUGCGCAGCCAGAACCUGCCAGGCUGACCAGUUUUCUUGUGGAAAUGGGCGCUGCAUUCCCAGAGCCUGGUUGUGUGACAGAGAGGAUGAUUGUGGUGACCAGACAGAUGAAGUGGCAUCCUGUGAAUUCCCGACGUGCGAGCCGCUAACUCAGUUCGUAUGCAAGAGUGGAAGAUGCAUCAGCAGCAAAUGGCACUGUGACACUGAUGAUGACUACGGGGACAGGAGUGAUGAGGUGGGCUGUGUUCACUCUUGCUUUGAUGACCAGUUCAGAUGUCCCAGUGGCCGGUGUAUCCCGGGGCAUUGGGCCUGUGAUGGUGACAAUGACUGUGGAGACUUCAGUGAUGAAACACAAGUCAACUGCACCAAAUCGGACGUUCACUCUCCGGCUGGCUGCACUGGGAAUGAAUUUCAGUGCCGCCCUGAUGGAAACUGCAUCCCGGAUCUGUGGCGCUGUGAUGGAGAAAAAGAUUGUGAAGAUGGCAGUGACGAAAAGGGCUGUAACGGGACCGUCCGACUGUGUGACCACAAAACCAAGUUUUCCUGCAGGAGUGCAGGGAGAUGCAUCAACAAUGCCUGGGUCUGUGAUAGAGAUGUUGAUUGUGAGGAUCAAUCUGAUGAAGAAGACUGUGACAGUUUCUUGUGUGGACCACCCAAGUACCCUUGUGCUAAUGACACCUCCGUGUGCCUGCAGCCAGAGAAACUCUGCAAUGGGAGAAGGGACUGUCCAGAUGGGUCAGAUGAAGGCGACCUUUGCGAUGAAUGUUCUCUGAACAAUGGAGGUUGUAGCAACCACUGUUCUGUUGUUCCUGGAAGAGGAAUUGUCUGCUCCUGCCCAGAAGGACAUCAGCUCAAGAAAGACAACAGAACCUGUGAAAUCGUGGACUACUGUGCUUCCCACCAGAGGUGCAGCCAAGUGUGUGGGCAGCACAAGGACAUGGUCAAGUGCUCCUGUUACAAAGGCUGGACACUGGGUACAGAUGGGGAAAGCUGCACCAGUGUGGAUCCUUUCGAGGCAUUCAUCAUCUUUUCUAUACGCCAUGAGAUUCGAAGGAUUGAUCUGCAUAAAGGAGACUAUAGUCUACUUGUUCCUGGACUGAGAAACACCAUAGCACUUGAUUUUCACUUCAAUCAAAGUUUACUUUAUUGGACAGAUGUUGUGGAAGACAGAAUAUACAGAGGCAAGCUUUCAGAGAAUGGAGGUGUCAGUGCCAUAGAAGUGGUUGUGGAACAUGGCUUGGCUACUCCAGAAGGCCUGACGGUUGACUGGAUAGCAGGCAACAUUUACUGGAUAGACAGCAAUAUGGACCAAAUUGAAGUAUCUAAACUUGAUGGUUCUCUGCGAGCUACACUGAUAGCAGGAGCCAUGGAGCACCCCAGGGCCAUUGCACUGGACCUAAGAUAUGGGUAA